CCCGCCGGUACCGCGGGUCCCGCGGGGCGGGGCGCCGGCGGCGAGGGCGCGCGGCCGCUCGCACGCGACUGGCGCUCGCGCGGCGCCUACGCGGCGCUGCAGCACGCGCCCUCGUCCGAUGACGACGCGCUCGAUGGCGUUAGGAAAGAUGAAGUUGUUAAGAACGGAUCAGUAACAUCGAAAAUCCAGGCACCGGCUGAAAAAGAAACUAUUAUAUCUUUAACACCGACGUCAACCGUGGUGGUGUCAGAAAAAGCUGUGCCGCCAGCAAUAAACUCGGUGACUUCGACGUCAGCCACGAUGUUGACGUCAGCUGCAAUGUUGACGUCAGCUGCAAUGUCGACGUCGGUCGUAAUUUCGACACCCUCGACGUUGUCAGUAGCGACAACAGCGUCGGUUACGGCACCGACGUUGAUUGUGACGUCGUCAGCGGAUUUGUCGACCACAGCGGUACAGACUACGACAAUACGACGUCAGACGGCGGUAGCUUCUCCCUUGAGCGUCGAUUGGAAAUCGAACAAGAUGAACGGUGAUACCAAGUCGAGGAAGGAAAUGAAAAACUUUAGGAUAGGGUCAGCUCGUCGCGUGGAGGCGUGCUCGCUGCUCAACGGAGAUGGAGACCCAGAUUUCGGAACGCCGGUGUGAUUGCACGCGCUACAUCGCUGAAUCUCUUUGUUUUCGCUUGUAUCGCUCACCACAUUCGAGAUAUAAUACCAAUUCGUUAUGCGAAAAUGCUCCAACCCACGCCUACAUUCCAAAUUAGCCUUAUAUUGCAGUAACACAGUAAAGUGUUGUGAUAAAAAUAGAUACGAAAAUUAGCUACGCUGCCGGUUGCCAGGUUUUUUUACAAAGCGUUUCAUGACUUAUUAAAUGGUUUGGAUCAUUUUUAAAUAACAGCAGAUAAAUUAGGCAUCAGUCGUGAUCGGGGCGCUUGAUAUUAAUGUAAUGGCCCUGGAUGCACCGUGGCGACUAGAAAUUAAAUUCAGAUCAAACAUGAAUGCAAAGUACAAAAUCGCCAGCUUUAAACUCGGAUUGAAUCAAAAAUAUACAUAUGACUAGUCUCUGCAUAUUACAUAAUAUUUGAGUCUAGCUGAUAAAAAUACGCUACAGCCAAAUUUGUUGUCAUUUAUUUGCGAUUUGCUAUUUGAAGAUUUGUUGAAUAUUUAAAAUUGGCUUAAAACGCACAAUAUAAAUUAUCGUAUAUUUAUAAGUCAUUGUGCAUCUGGGGAUUUCGUUGUGCGUAUACGUGUCACACUAAGUACUUUUAUUUUAGUGUUUGAGCGAUCAUAAUAUCUAUUUGUAGCAGCAUUUUUAUUACAGUGCGUGCUACGUUUCUAAAACAUACUUAAAUUAUUAGUUUUUAUUUUAUUUAAAGGACUGAUCAUUGGUUUUAAAUGUAUACAAUAAGCAAAAGACUUAUAGGGUAUAUUUUUUAUUAACUGUCAUAUCCCCUACUCUUGUAUUUAUACGCUAAUGAAAUUAAAUAAAAUUCUACAAUAUUUUUUUCGCUAACAAAUCGGUGAGAUUGGUAAAAAUGUUACCUAUAUUAGAAAGUAUAUGCAAUUUUAGUAUGUAAAUCUAAAAUUAAUCGUAGUUGCUAGUUCAGGUUUGUGAAAUAUAUUUUCAUUAAAUAGUGCGCCCACGAGUGAAGGCGGUCAGAGCGAGCUCGUCACCAAAUACGUCACAAUUCACAUUCGCGUUGCCAAAUGUGAUAAUGGCGCCUAAUGGCACCUCUCUUUUUUCUUAAAAAAAUAACUAUCAACUCGAUGGCAGCUGUGCUAAUUUAAAAUGAAAAAAAUAAACUAUAUUGUUUUAGAAUGUGAAAAUACGUAACUGAAGUAUAUAUACACUAUAUGCGUAAAACUUUAAAUUGGAAAAUAAUGCACAAAUUUAGAUAUUGGAAAAAAAAAUGAAUUGAAUUUAUAUUAAGUAUAAUUGAUGAUACUUUGAUUUUUAUGAAGAUUUCAAACAGCUACAGCGCGAGCGUCCACGACCACCAAAUAAUAAUUACUUUGUUUAUCACAAUAAACAGCUGUUUGGAGAUAGGCCAACAUUUUAGAUUUUGACUACGUUACGGGCGAUGUCUCCGUGUGAUUUAAUUGUUUCAUUAAUGGAUUCCGAUCAUGGAUAUUUUAAACAGUCAAAUGAUAUUUUAGUUUUUUUUUUCUUGUAAAUUUAUUACUUAUUAUUACUUCAUACAUUCAUAUUAAGUGAUUUCGGAAUAAUAUUUUAUUACGUUAUUUAUUUCUAUAUAUUAUAUUUUAUAAAUAUUCUGUAUAUACGUAUGUUAAUUAAAUGGGUCCUUCGAAAGUGAUUAUUAUUUAUAUUUUAAUUUUUCAUAGUUUUAAUAUAUUGGAGAUCUAUUCAAAUGGGUGUGCUUUAUAUAAGUUGAUAUAUGUAUUUCAACAUUAUUUACAUUAUGUUGCCAUAUAUAACUAGAUUAGUUCAUUUAAUACUAACUUACAUAAAUUGUUAAUGUAAUAACCAAGAAAUGAUCUAAGAAAUCCAGUAUUCAGUAUGAAUAUGCGGGAUGGGAUUUUAGAAGUUAUUAUAUUCUGUUUACUUCUUGACAAAGAUUUCUAAAUACCGGUCGUCGUACACUAGGCCUACUGCUUAAGAGAUAAGAUAAUAGAUAAUAGGACUGCAUAACAUUCCACGCAUUGCAGUAUCGUUUGCGAAAACUGUCUACUUUUUAUUAACAGAAACAUAAUUUGCCUAUGUAUCUAUACUUAUGAUAUAUUGAUUAAAUUUAUAAAAAAAG
This is a messenger RNA of Zerene cesonia (dogface butterfly), 2761 nucleotides long. RefSeq lists its product as uncharacterized. The transcript has 3 exons. NCBI's taxonomy places the organism in Eukaryota, Metazoa, Arthropoda, Insecta, Lepidoptera, Pieridae. The coding region runs from base 301 to 645 and encodes 114 amino acids. The record is from RefSeq and is a predicted model, not a curated record.